UCUUGACAGCAUGACGUGGAUGAAUUCGGGGGCCGAUUUCAUGGGUAGACGGAGGCGGAGCAGUGAGCCGGAAUGCCAUGGCGAGAAGAUGGGAAAUACGAUAUCCUGAGGGAUUGAAGGUUAGACGAGAGGGAUUCAGGAACACAGGUGCUCCUCGCCGGGCAUAUAAACCCAGCUGAAUCUCCCGAUAUCGAGCUUUUUUCUAUCCCCAGACCAAAGCAGUUCAGUCAUUCAUUCAUUCUUCAUUCUCUCUUUCAGAGCUCUCCUAGUGAAGAGCCAGUUCUCUCAUUUAUUCUUUCGUUCAGUUGUAUAACCGUUCUCUUGAUUAUCAAACUCAACUGCAUUUGACAUCAUGUCUUUCGUCGACGCCAUCGGAGUUAUCUCCGGUAUCCUGACCAUCGUCUCUUUUGCCUCGGACAACUUCGGUUCCAGCGAAACCUCCGGAUCGACCUUCAAGGUCGCCGUUGCUUUGGACGGUCCUAAUGGACCCACCGAUGCUGGUGGUGAUCUUCCCGACGUCCGCGUCUGGAACGACGUCGGCAACUUCGUCGGCAUGGUCGCCGACCCCGGUACCGUGAGCAACGGCAACCUGGGCGAGAUCAAGGUCGACCACGAGAACCAGGGCGUGUACUCGCUGUUCUCGGCCAACAACGACGCCAUCUGCGUGGCCUGGGUGACGACCACCUGGAGCGAGGACCGCGGUGGCAACCAGUACGCCGUGUCUGGCGACUACGGCGAGGCGUGCGGUGGCACCUGGUUCGAGAGCCACAUGUACCCCAAUGCCGACGAGGAGUACCAGCCCAAGUGUUUCUGGAUCGACAAGGACGGUGACCAGCCUAAGACGGGCUUCCAGGUGCGCUGGCCCGCCUUCUCCAAGGACGAGUUCAAAGAAGACGACACCGACCCUGCUCGCCUGUGCAACGACAUCGACUUCGGCCUCCGUGACGAAGAGGACCCGAACUCCAUCAACUACCGCGUCCAGAAGAAGCGCAGCAGCAAGCUCCGUGUCCGCCAGCCCCGUCGUCGUCCUCAGUGGGCUGACUCGGAGAUCGUCAUCAGUGACGCGAAGCAGCACUCUGCUAAGCGGCUGUGCCAGUCCGACACCUCGAUGGGUCCUGACUUCGCGCACACUGGCGAGGCUCUGUUCUGCGACAUGGAGGCUAAGAUGCUGUACGCGUUCUGCACGGGCAACGACAGCGAGACCUGCUUCGACCUCGACUCGCAGACUCUGGCAACUAAGCACAACGGCACCAUUGGUGGUAACUUGAGACUUGCAACUGUUGCCGGAAUGUCGGCCAGUGCUAACUCCGCCUCGGCCAAGGGCGACGCUACCGGUUCGAAGAGCAAAUACUCGAGCACUCGUGACUGGCGUAGCACCGCCAAGAAGGUCUAGAUCCUGAUGACCUAUUCUCAUUUGAUACUUUGUUAGAGGUCCCGUGAGGACGGGACGUACCGGACAUGUACUCAUUUCGCUACUCGUGUUGAUCCCUGGUGCAUGUUCAUAUGUGAUAUUAGUAUUGGCUCUUUGUUCCAUGUUAACAUUAGUUCAACAAUCUAUUAGAUUUAUG
Messenger RNA from Aspergillus melleus, 1568 nucleotides. RefSeq lists its product as uncharacterized. The record is from RefSeq and is a predicted model, not a curated record. Lineage: Eukaryota; Fungi; Ascomycota; Eurotiomycetes; Eurotiales; Aspergillaceae. The transcript is spliced from 2 exons. The coding region runs from base 353 to 1393 and encodes 346 amino acids.